AUGCGCCCUCCCUAUGACCACAUGAGGCGCCAUGCGGAUGCGAGGCGUUUCGUCGAUCGUCCCGUUCAUGCUAAUCACGAUCUCUACAGGGCUUCGAGAUAUUCCUCGAGGUAUGACGGGGGGGAUCGCCGCUCGAGGUCGCCUCGCGACCGCUCGCCCGAUCGCUACGAGCGCGCGUCCCAGUACAGCGAUGGCGACCGCCGUCGAUCCUCCGCAGAAGCCCGCUCCAAUACUUCAGCCUUUCAGAACAACAGAGAUUCUUUCCGCGACAACCUCCCCCGCGACCCUCCCCGGGGGCCCAAGGCCCUUCUAGACCCCCCCAGCGGCCCCCGCGGCGGCGGCUACGCCGGUGACUUUAGAGGACGAGGCAGAGGUCGUGGCCGCGGCUGGGUUCGCGAUGACAGCAGGGACCGCGGCCGAGACCGCGACGUCGAUUUUAGGGACCGACGCGAUGGGCCGUAUAGGGACGAAAGAAGCCGCGAACGCGAUCGGGACUGGGACCGCCGAGACAGAGAGAGUUAUCGCGGACGCCCACGAUCCCCUGGUAGAGGGCGCUCACCACCACAGCGCGAUUUUCGCGACAGAGAUCCCCCCCUCGGCGUCGACGCUGAGAGGUCUAGGAGGGGCUCGAGAGACGGCGGCCCCCCCUCUGCUGGCUCAUCCAACUCCGACCCCCCCUUCGGUAUGGCUCGCGGCGGUUUCCGAGGAGGCAGGGAUCGAGGACGCGGCGGCUGGGACCGAGGCAGAGGGCGCGGCGGCUUCUACGAUGACCGCGAUCGCUUCGGACCUCGCAGCCGCUCCCAAGAAGGCCGUUGGGGCCGCGACCGCGACGAGCGAGAUCGUGGCGACCGAUGGAUCGACCCUGACGCCCGCAGAGACGCCCGAGACGACCGUGACCCCCGCGAACGUGAGCUACUGAGGCCCAAGGUCGAUCGUGAACGAGACCGGGGCAUGUCUUCCCAAGCGCCAUCGCCCAACACGAAGGACGUGUCGCCUCCACCCCUGGCCCCUUCGGCGCCUGCUUUUGGUACGGUCCCCAGUAGGAAUGUCGGUGCCGCCGACGGAUCACCCAUCAUCGGGGGCACCGGUAAACUGCCCCCCACAGCUCCGAGAGCAUUCAACGCCGAACGACCCGUCUCCGCAGGACACGGCGGUGGCGGCGGCGGCGGCGGCGAUUUCCCAGUACCUCCAACCGGGCCUGCAAAGAUGAACCUUGCAGAAGGCAGCCCGCCAAUUCCUUCGGGCCCCCGUGCUCAGCAACAGAAGCAGCAACGCCCUUCAAGCAAGCAAUGGAUAAACCCGGCACUGAAUGGGAAGAAGAUACCCGAGCCACCCAAGACCAUGAGGUCGCAGAGCUUCGCUCAGCAGCAACGCCCGGUUCCCUUCCGUCACGAAAGUGUCCCGGCCGAACAUGGCGAUUAUGACAGGCGUCCCCGCAGUAGUGAUGCUAAGGCCGACUCUCAUAAUGACGCCACCGAAGGCUCGGUGAACUCUCUCAACCUCCCGGAACCUGGUGAAAUCAUCGUUAAAUCUGAACGAGACAGUUACUCGGCCAGAGGAUCCAUGGAUCGAGAUUCGGAGCACACGGACGCAAGAGAUACCGUCAUGACAGGAAAUGAUGUCCAUGGAUAUGAGGAGCGUCGAUCCCCACCACGAAGUGAAGACAAGCCUUUCCUGGCCGAAAGUGUAGCCAUCGAUAAGGGCUCAGUGGAAAGGAAGGAAGAGCCGUCUCGGUCUGCAAAGAAGACCAGAAUGUCAGUGUCAAGAGUUCGGUUUGUAUUGCCCCUGCAAGACCCCCCGGCGCCUGUUUCUGAGCAGACAUCCGAAUCCGACGACGACGAGGACUACGGGGAGUAUUUCGCCAUGGAAAUCGCUAAGGAGGAGGCCGAGUUGGAAAGUCUACGCGAAGUCGCCGACAAUGCCCCGGACAAGAUCAUAGCUCGCUAUGCAAAGGUUUCACACGACGCUUUGGCGGCGCUUGUACUCGAAUCGGAGGGUCUCGUCGAUAUGCUUGGUCCGGUCCCGGAUAUCGUCGAACCUGUCAAGGAGGAACCGCCCCCCAAGUCCCCUGUUGUAGAGCAGCGCGAAAACACUCCACAAGCUCUGAGCCCGGUGAUGCCAAUCAAGUCGUCGCCAGAGCAGAUUGUUUCCGUACCAGAACCUGAAGCUGCAUCGGUGCCAGACCCCCUGGUUGAGAAAAAGCCCGAACAGGUCAUCGUCGAGAAGGAGACCGAUACCACGACCGAUACGACAGCGCAAAAGGAAGUCGGAAAGCAGUCUAAAGACGAAGUCGAAAAGGAGGUCGGAAAGGAGGUCGGAAAGGAGGUCGGAAAGGAGGUCGGAAAAGAACUUGAGAAGGAGUCCGAAACUGCUGCUGAGGAGAUUGUGGAAAAACCUACCGAAAAACCUACCGAGAACCCCGACGGGAAAUCCGUUGAGGAGCCCCAGGAGAAGGUCGUCGAUAACGACGCGGGGAUCGCAGAAGUUGCCGCCGAGGAUGCCGCCGAAAAGGCACCCGAGCCCGACGUCGAAAAGGUCGAAGUGCCCCAGGUUGACACCACCCUUGAUGAACCACAACCGAAGACGGAGGAAAUGGACGUCGACGAACCCGCCCCCAUUUCCGCGCCUUCUCCUCCUCGGCAUCCCGAAGCGACGAAUGUCACCGAUGUUGCCAUGGAGGAUGUGGUCGAGCCCGAAAAACAACCUUCCAAGCCAGUCGCAGGACGCGAGGAGCCACAUGGGCCACUCACCAACGGCCACCCCAUACUUCUCCAGCCGCCUGGUGUGCCGGUAGAGACCAUUGAAGGAGACAAGGCUUUGCCGAGCACACCUUCUCAGAUGGAAGACGACGAUGAGGAUGAUUCGACGGAGUCGGAUGACGUGGAUGCCGACACGGAUGCAAUGCUUAUUGACACCGUUCGCCAGUACUCGGCAACGCCUCCUAUUGAUAGUCUGCCCGACUACAGCUGUCGCGCUUGGAGUCGAGACAGGGACUUCCUGGAAUCUCUCGACUCGGAUCCAAUCGUGGAUGAUUUCAUCCUGCAGCAACUCGAUAAGAUUUCUCUAGAAAAGUUGGCAGGGCAAGAGAUUGCGCGCAAGGACUACGCCGAAAACUACGUCAAAUACCUUGACUUCACGGUCUCGAGUGACCCGAUUGCCGUCAAGAGCAGAGAGACGUUUAUCAGCUGUCUGCCGACGCCGGAAAAACACGUUCCCAUUCCUCCUCCACCUGAACUCAAACCAGAAGGCAGGGGAGCCGGCCGAAGGUAUGCAAGCGAACGCGACCUGGAAAGAGUUUUGCAAGCUUCCAUGAGAGAGGACGAGGAACGGAAGGAAAGAGAGCAGCGCGCAAUGCAGGAGAAGUAUCGCAGUGAUAAGGAGGCGGUAAUCCCUGAGAUGUACUGGACAAAGGAGGACCGGGACGCCGAAUUCUUCAAGGACACGACUGGUUUCACGCCUGUGGAGAAGCUUGUGCCUGCCUGGCAGAUUCUGCCGCCGAUUAACAACUUCACGCCCGAGGAGGCCGAACUCUUCGAGAAGAGGUAUCUCACCAACCCGAAGCAAUGGGGCGUGGUCGCCGAGAACAUACCGAAACGCAACUUCGGUACUUGCAUACAGUACUACUACCUGAUGAAGAAGGAACUCAACCUGAAGGAGAAGCUUAAGAAGCAGCCCAAGCGUAGAAAGAAGGGCAGCCGAGGCAAGACGCGAUCGAGCGCUUUGGUCUCGGAGCUGGGCAAUCCCGAAAACGAGGGUGAUGAGAACCAGGAGAACGGCGAGAACGGAGAACGGAGACGGCCGCGCCGUGCUGCUGCCCCGACAUGGGGCUUCGAGCAACCCCCUACCGACUCCGACAAUGCCACCCCCGCCGGCACGCCUGGCCGUCGUGGAGCCAAGGCGGAUCCUGAAAAGCCUGACGGCAGGAAAAGGGGGAGGCGAGCUGCGAAGGACAAGGAGCCUAAGGCCGCCAAACCGCAACAGACGCUUGCUGCGGCUCCGGCACCGGCUUCAGGCAAAGGCCGGUCCCGCUCGAAUUCGAGAGUUCAGAACACCGAGUUCCAGCCGCCUCCGCCCGUGCCGAUGGAGAACCGCCUUCCGUCGCAGUUUGAAGUCCCAACGACGGGCGUCCAGCCUCCGUUCGUCCCCGCCCCGCAGCCGCCUCUGGUGGUCCAGGAGCGUCCGGUACCUCUCACUCCUUCAGCGAUAUCCGAAGUGAUGGCACCUCCAUCUCUGCGGCCGGAGCCGCCACCACCUCCUUCGCAACCCACGAUAGCGACGUUCGAUAUCGCUCAGCCACAGCCUGAACGCCGCGCCCAGAGCCAAGCGUCGAGUUACUGGAGCGUCUCGGAAGCAAAUGAUUUCCCGGGCCUGUUGAAGUCCUUUGGUACCGACUGGACAGCCAUUGCGGGACACAUGGGUUCGAAGACAGCAGUCAUGGUCAAAAACUACUUUGUCAGACAGAAAGACCAGGGCAAAGCAGAAUGGGAGCAAUUCGCCGCCGAGGCGGACGCGAAGAGAGUCAGAGGCGAGAAGCUGCCCGAUCCACCACCGCCAACCGUCGGCGGACGCAAGAAGUACGACUCGGCACCUGCGUCAUCUCACCGGCCUCUGGCGUCCGCGCCCGCCACUCCGGUGCCGUCUGCUACGACCGAGCCGCAGAGCGAAGUACCUGCGACUAAGGUGGAGACCCCAGCCCAGCAGCCUGGAAACCCGCCAUUUGGUCGCUUCACGAUGCCCAUCACUCCAGCACCGCUGCUCCAGCCGCAGCAACAACCCCUGGCGCAGGCACCCCCGCCCGUUCCAGCCGCUACCCAGACGCCCCCUCAGGCCCCUCAGCAGACACCGGCGCCGAUACAACAGCAGCACCCGGCUGCCCAACCUGCCGUCACGCAGUCAGAAUCUCCUAUAUCCCGGCCCUUGAGAGCACCGUCUCAGCAAGCCUUCGGCUUCCAAGAAAGGGAGCGAGAAUCGGCUCAGCCAGUGAGGAUCUCCCAGAAGCCAUCUACAAUCUCGGUCACCGAACCUGCUCAGCAGCGACCUCUGGCUGCAGCGCAACCCAUCCAGCCUGCACAGUCUGAGCUGCAGAUUGACCGACAACAUGCCGAGAGACAGCAGAUGGAGCGCCAAGCCAUGGAGCGACAGCAAAUGGAACGACAGCAGCUUGAGCGUCAGAGAAUGGAGCAACAGCAGAUCGAGCGGCAACAGAUUGAGAGACAGCAGAUUGAGAGGCAACAGAUCGAGAGGCAGCAGAUGGAACGACAGCAGAUCGAGAGGCAACAGAUUGAGAGGCAGCAAAUGGAACGGCAGCAGCUUGAGAGACAGGCAAUCGAGAGGCAGCAGAUGGAACGGCAACAACUGGAAAGGCAGCAAAUGGAGCGGCAGCAGGCCGAACGACAGCAGAUGGAAAGGCAGAAGAUGGAGGCGCAACAGUCCAAGGAACACCUGCGCCCGACUGAGCGCACACGACUGAAGCAGGAGCCCGAGAUGACGCCGCCGCACCAUCACUACGAGCCGUUCUCAUAUGGCCAGCAGCCAGUCCGAAGCGUUCCGCCACCUCGAUCCGAACCUCCGGCCGGACCAAGACAGCCUACCGAACCACCACGGUCUGUAGCGACCCCCGUUCCACAAGCAUACGGCCAGCCCAUGCCGCAACCAGGCGGACGCUUGCUCGGAGAUCCUCAGCCGUCCGUCUCGACGCCUCCUGGCCAGAGACCGAACGUUGCGCAACGUCCCAUGCCCACCCACAUGGACUCUUACGGCACUCCUCCUCAGCAGCCGCAAUCGAUGUCGGCCGCUGCAUCUCGUCCGUCGGCUUCGGAGCGCAAGACAUCGAACAUCAUGUCACUGCUCAACGACGACCCUCCGUCCGCUGCCGCCGCCGCCGCACCCACGCCUCCUCCUCAGCCCAAGCGCCUCAACGACAUGACCCAAGUCAAGCCAUCGCCGACACCUCCUCCGCAGAGCAUGUCGAGAGGCCCUGCCCCUCCACCGGCACCAACCCCGCUACGCCCAGAACGGGAGGCCCCUCAGGCCUACCCCUAUGGCCGCAAUGCUCCAUCAGCGUCUGCGAUGCCUCCUCUAAAGCCGACAUACACGGCCUCGCCACAAGCGCAGCAUAUGAGUGCGCCAAGAUCGACUAUCCUUUCGCCGCAUGACUCGGGACCAGCACUCGAGCGUGAAUUUUACCGCUCGUACCAACACCAGCCUCAGGCAACGAACUCGCCACAGAUUGCGCAGCCUUACACGCCGCAGUCGCAGCCCUCAAGGGAUGCGUAUCAACCUCAAACCGGCUACCCUGGAUAUGGUGCCCCUGCAGCUCACGCCGGCUCACCACCGGCCCAAUACGCGGUUCAUCCGUCGGCCUCUAGGCGAGAGCCGCCGCCGCCUCAGAACCGCGAAUCGGCAUGGCCUCCUGGACCCCAGGGACACGCCAUGGGCCAGCCGCAACCGCCGCAGCAACAGCCUUCCUGGCCCCCUCAGUCUCACCCAGCGACCCACGCGCAGCCGCCGAAACGAUCCCAGCAAGCGCCGCCUCCGCAGAACUGGGCUUCGCCACACAUGUCGUCUCAGAAAGCACCUCCGUCGGGCUCGGCCGUUCCACAGCAGUCCUGGGCUUCCGGUCCGCCCCCUCAGCAGCAGCAGCAGCAGCAGCAGCAGCCCCAGCCGCCGCAGCAGCAGCAACCACCGCCUCACCACCACAUGCCAAUGUGCGACGACCGGGGCGCGUCCAUCUAUGGCCAAAUUCCUCCCCAGCAUCAGCAUGCGAUGCAAGGGCGAUACCCACCCGUCUCCCGAGCGCCGGAGCCGAUGCCACCACAAGCGCAGCAGGCAUACCCGCCACGCUAUGCAUCUACGCCCGGGCCCGGUGAUCAGAUGCCGCCGCGUAGCUACACGCCUGUAGGAUACGACGCACGUGGCCCUCCUGCCGGGCCUUACCCUCCGGACCCACGAGAAAUGCAAAUGCGUGAGAUGAGUCGCGACCCCAGAGACCCGAGAGAUCCCAGGGAAAUACAACAGCAGGAGAUGCUGCAGCGCCAGUUGCGUCCACAUGACGCCUAUGGCAGACAGCCUGAUCGUUAUGGCAGGUAG
Messenger RNA from Colletotrichum destructivum, 7089 nucleotides. RefSeq names its product Putative SANT/Myb domain, Homeobox-like domain superfamily protein. Gene Ontology annotation, cellular component: Set3 complex; chromatin. Bases 1 to 7089 code for a protein of 2362 amino acids. Lineage: Eukaryota; Fungi; Ascomycota; Sordariomycetes; Glomerellales; Glomerellaceae. Gene Ontology annotation, biological process: regulation of transcription by RNA polymerase II. The record is from RefSeq and is a predicted model, not a curated record. The transcript has a single exon.